This is a messenger RNA of Vicia villosa (hairy vetch), 677 nucleotides long. RefSeq lists its product as uncharacterized. The transcript is spliced from 4 exons. The coding region runs from base 188 to 433 and encodes 81 amino acids. NCBI's taxonomy places the organism in Eukaryota, Viridiplantae, Streptophyta, Magnoliopsida, Fabales, Fabaceae. The record is from RefSeq and is a predicted model, not a curated record.
CGGUAGGUCGGAUUUUUUCCUCUUUUUAUUUUGUUACCGUCAUACAAAUUUACCAAAUCACCCUCAGUUUCGGUCUAAAAUUACAAUAUUCUCUCGCUCCCUCUUUCUCCUACCUCAACCUGAUUCCGUCAAUCGACGCUCGAAACAACCACCAUCGUCGAUUUUUCCGGCAACCACUAAUCCCAAAAUGGUUUGCUUAGUUUGUUUGCUUCCCCUAUUUCUCGUCCCAAUCGUUAAUGUUCUUCCUCUACUCUUCGAUUUUCUCAUGGGGAAAAUCUAUGGGGUUUUUGGUUGGGAGUAUAGGAAACCAGAGAGAGCUCCUCCAGCAUGUCCAAUCAAGCCUUCAAACAACACUAACAAGGACAAGGCAGAUGCUGGACCAUCCCCGAUAGAACCCGCUAAACCUGGAAGUGUUGAUGUCAAGCAGGAUUAAUUAAUUUUGGGCACCUCCUCUACAACAAGGUUUGAUAGAAAGGAAAAAAAAGAUCACUUUUAAUGGUUCAUAUCUGUAUCUUAUAUUAUAAUUAUUGUUGUCGUCAUCCUCAUCAUCAUAUUACUUGAGAUCGUUUAUAAUACAAGCUGGUAGCUUGGUGUAAGAUGGUAGUCAUUAUUAUUUAUCUUCCUAUUUUGUAAAAUAACUCAUCUAUAUAAAGUCAAUUAUAAUACUUUGCCCUCAA